Epinephelus lanceolatus (giant grouper) is the source of this 953-nucleotide messenger RNA. RefSeq names its product RING finger protein 227. NCBI's taxonomy places the organism in Eukaryota, Metazoa, Chordata, Actinopteri, Perciformes, Serranidae. The record is from RefSeq and is a predicted model, not a curated record. Gene Ontology annotation, biological process: protein ubiquitination. Gene Ontology annotation, molecular function: ubiquitin protein ligase activity.
CACCAGUCUCACCUCAUUCAAUCCUUAAUACCUAACAAACAGACAGCUGGGUCAGACAGAAAUAUGUACUCAGAGCAUGAGUGCGGAAUUUGUUACCAGACCUAUAACGCAGGUCUGCGGUGUCCCCGGAAGCUCCACUGCCACCACAGCUUCUGUGAGAGCUGCCUCCUGGCCCUGUCCCGACCCCAGGCAGCCGACCAGGAGCGUCUGGGAGCGGAGCGAGUCAUCGUCUGCCCGCUGUGCCGACACACUACCACCAUCUCCGGGGAGAGGAAGGUGAGAGCCGAGCUGAGGGUGGACGAGGGCGUCCUGGAGGGGCUGUUGCUCUCAGGAGUCCUCGACAGAGAGGAAGAGGAGGAGGAGGACAUAGAGGAGGCGAAGAGUCACGUUCAGAACAGCUGUGACGACACCGAGGAGCUGUAUGAUCUCAUAGCCGAGGAGAGCGACUUCUCCUCGGGCUCCAGAGGCGGGAGGCUCCGGCGGUCCUGUUGGAAAGUUUGGAGGCUGAUUAUCGGGAAAAACUCACGGCGGAGGGACAGAGAAACAGACUUUAUGAACAGCGAUGACCUGAGGAACUUCGCAAUGAUGUCCUGCAACAUGUUUUAAAGGAGUCUACAACUACGGAUACCCUGGAUGAUGUGAUAUAUAUUUUCAACGGCUCCUCUUCGCAACAUGGACUUGAUGAUGAUGAUGAUGAUGAUGAUGAAAACUUGCUGGCACAUAGUCAACACUGCUCUUCAUCUUUCUGAUCGCUUGUUUUAUACAAUGACCACUACGCAGCUGCUGUUGCACUCAAAUGAGAAAAACAACUUGAGUACUUGUGAAUUGCCAAACUGGACCAGUUAAAGCCCUUUAAUGCACUGAUAUAUGUGAUAUUUAUUUAUUGUUUUCAUUAAUGUAUUUUACUUUUGACAUAUUUGUAAUAUAUUUAUGUAGAAAAUAAAUUAUUUUAA